AUGCUUGGCAUGAUUGGUGGCACGUUUCUGUGUCCCUGGUCAAGUUGUCGUGCGGCUGAAGGUUGGUGGUUAGGAUUCUGGCGGGGGUGGCAAUGCAAGGCUCUUUUCCCUUGUUCUACGGGAACUACCGUACGAUGGUUGGGUUUUAGCGGUGAAAUUGAUUCACUGGGAUUUGUUCACCGAUGUCUGGAUGGCUUUUGGUCCCCGGUGGUUUGGACGGGAAUUGUGGAAGCAAUGCUCUGCAGUGUGAGACAUAUUGAAGAGGUGAGGCGAGAAGCCUGUUCGCAUAAACCCCAGCUUUGUCGACGCAGUGGGUUCUUAAGACAAGCAUGA
This is a messenger RNA of Pochonia chlamydosporia 170, 333 nucleotides long. RefSeq lists its product as hypothetical. Lineage: Eukaryota; Fungi; Ascomycota; Sordariomycetes; Hypocreales; Clavicipitaceae. The record is from RefSeq and is a predicted model, not a curated record. The coding region runs from base 1 to 333 and encodes 110 amino acids. The transcript has a single exon.